This is a messenger RNA of Hemicordylus capensis (graceful crag lizard), 5806 nucleotides long. It is a transcript of the gene GSDMA, whose product is annotated as gasdermin A. Gene Ontology annotation, molecular function: phosphatidylserine binding; phosphatidylinositol-4,5-bisphosphate binding; phosphatidylinositol-4-phosphate binding. The transcript is spliced from 12 exons. NCBI's taxonomy places the organism in Eukaryota, Metazoa, Chordata, Lepidosauria, Squamata, Cordylidae. Gene Ontology annotation, biological process: pyroptotic inflammatory response; defense response to bacterium. The coding region runs from base 860 to 2473 and encodes 537 amino acids. The record is from RefSeq and is a predicted model, not a curated record.
UCCUGAUGACGUUGACAUGGAGAAAUAGAUCUGGGUGUCAUUUUGAUAACACCCUGUACUAAAUAUCUUGAUGAUCUCUCCCAGCAGUUUCAUGUAGAUAUUAAAAAGCGUUGGAGACAGUAUGGAGUCUUGCUUUUAAGUUUCCUUGGCCUUGCUAGUUAACUAUGCCGGCAUCCUCUUGAAUGAUGUGAUGGUAUCUUUUCUGACCGGAGGUAUACGUUGUACUCGAGCUUCUAUUAUUAUGGUUUUGAAUUACCUCCAAUCACUCUGGAGAAUUGGAGAGGCUCUGGUGGUUUGCUUGACCUUCCCUUUCAACUUCCUUUUUAUCAGUCCCAUUCCCCUUUCAUUUUUUGUGAAAGUUCCUCUUUGGAAAUCCAACCUUGGCAAUGUUCCACGUACAUAUAUGCUGACUUUGAUUGCGUUGUGUUAACUAUUUCCAGUCACUCUUCAAUGACACUUAAAUCUCCUUUCACCUAUCUGGGCUUCUAUAGUGCUCUGCUAAUUAACUGGGGGUAAAAAUUACAACCCCCUACAAUAACUCUCAGGGACUUUGGGGUGAAUCUGGCCGAUAUGUGAACGAACCCCCUCCAUUCUGGAAGAUAUUCAAGUUAAAGGGCUUUAAAAGCCCUAUGUGAAAAACUUCCUGGUGAUUUAAAUAAUGAUUUAAAUCAAUCCACCCUGUGAAAAUAACUUGCAUUUCCCAAUGCAGUAUUUUUCUGUCUGGAAAAUACUCUGCCUAUACAUGAAUUAAAAAGCUACUUGAAUACUGUUCUGAGCAACUGGGAGGAAAGAUAGGAUAUAAUUCUAUUCAGUCUGCUGAAUUUAAGCAAAACAAGACAAAACACAUUUCUGACACCACAUGCCUAGGAAGUUAGGCAACAUUUUUCAAGAACAGCAGUGCGAAGAGCUAAAGAAUUCAGCUGCAAAAAUGAAAGCAGCACAGAGUGAAUCUCUUGACACAGGAAGAGAGCAAUCACUUAUUCCCCUUUUCCCUGCUAAAGACCUGAAAGCACGAGAGAUUACACGGUUGAGAAGACAAAAUUUCUUAAAGCCAGAGAAACUUUUCAGAAAAGUAAUCAAGAGAGGAAGAAUGUUCCAUAAGGCAACCCAAUCAUUGACCAAGCAACUGGACCCAGAUGGAGGAUUCAAACCAGUACGCAGCCUUGUAGAUGAAAAGCAUUUCCGGCCUCUGUGCUUGGUCCAAAAGAAGAAAAAGAAUGCAUGGUGGCAGAAGUGCCCUUACCAUAAAACGGAAUUCAGGCUGCAAGAUGUGCUGAUAUCUGGAGACAACACUCCAAAACUAGAUGUCCAAGAUUCAGGCCAGUUCACCAUUGUGGACCAGCUAGAUGGAAAAGUGGAAGGGGAUUUUAGUGGCACUAUUGAUCUAGCUACCAUAGAACUGAAAGGCACUGGCAGUAUAUUCCAUGCAAGGUCUGUGAAAGUGAAAAAAAUACACAUCUGCUCCCAACGGCUUCAUUCUAUAAUAGAAGAAGGGAAAGUCAACAUGUGUCAUGACUUCAUUAAACAAUCAAAGAAGUUCCAAAGGGACCUAUAUGUGAUCACUGAGGCAAUAGAGACUAUGGAAGAAACAAAGUUUGAGGAAUCCAGCCAAGCAGAAGGAAGCAUCUUUUCUGAAGUCUAUAUCAAACUGAGAGCAACGGGUAGAAGAGAUAUUAAGAAAACAAUUAGUAUCCCAAAAGGCUCUAUUCUGGCAUUCAGAACCAAGCGACUAUUAAUCAGAGAGGGAUACUUAGGCAUUUCCCACUAUCCAGAUGACAAAACAGCAACCUUUCAAAGCUUAGACUUUUGUGCUGAUAGAGUGGUGCAGGAUGGAAUUCCCAUUGAAGGACAAGGGCCAGAGGUCUUGGAAAACAAGUGGCAAGCCCUUCAGAGGGAAGUGAAAAAGGAAUGUGCUACAUUCUCUCACUUGUCUGCAGAUCUGUGUGGCAAGUUUUUAAAGGCCUUUGUGGCUCUAAUGAGAGAGAACGACCUCUUGCAAGAACUGGAGUUCCAACUGGAACAGGCUCGUGAAAGUACCGAUCAAGCCAGACUGAUGGCUGACAGACCAGAGCUGAAAGAUCUGAUAGAGAAUUUACAAUAUUCCAGUGGAGCUGUCACCAUUCCCAUUGUUGAGUCAGUCCUCUAUUUCCUUCAGGCCCUAGAUGAACUGACUGACAACCAGUUGACACUCCUGGCAGAAUCUGUGGAGAAAAAGAUUGUAUCAAAACAACUGGCACUGGCUGAAUGCAUCAUAGUUAAUGGCUCCAGCAACAAAACAUGGGAAUUUACUGUGGAUGCCCAUACCUUCACUGAAGAUGAACUAAACAUAACUGGAAAAAUGUUUGUAAUAAGCGGAGUGACAGUGCAAGAAAAUGGAACCAAACUUGCUGGAACUGGAAAUUUUGCUGCUUUGUCAGCUCUCAGUGCAUUGUAUGUGGCUUUGUAUGCACUGAGUGCUCUCUCCACAUCAUAGAAUGGCUCAAAAAUCUUCAGGCCUAACUCAUCCAUUCAUUCAUUUGAUUGCUAUACUGCCCUUUCAAAAAUGGCUCAGGGCGGUUUACACAGAGAAAUAAUAAAUAAAUAAGAUGGAUCCCUGUCCCCAAAGGGUUCACAAUCUAAAAUGAAACAUAAGAUAGACACCAGCAGCAGUCACUGGAGGUACUGUGCUGGGGGUGGAUAGGGCCAGUUACUCUCCCCCUACUAAAUAAAAGACAAUCACCACGUUAAAAGUGCCUCUUUGCCAAGUUAGCAGUUAGCUUCAACAUUGAAGCUAAACAGGUUUUGCUAACCCUGGGUGGUUUUUUUGGCUCAAAAGUAAUCUUUAUUGCCUGCUACUUGGUUUACUUUGCAAUUUAUAGCCUUUUUCUAAAUCACAUUUCUGAUCCUCUAAAAUCCUACAGUAAGCAGCAUCUCACCUGACAGGGGCUUCACCCAUCCCACACUGCAACACCCUUUCAAUAAUUGCAUUGGCAAUUGGUGCUGCUGCUGGAAAAGAGGAGCAUUCCAUGAUCUAUUUGCCAAGAUGGAGAGAUGUGGCAUAACAAUCUGAGAACAUUCUCCAAAAUGUCUACUAGGGAGGAACCUCUGAAAUUCAGAGAAAAUUUCAGUUUCUCCUUGAGGGAACUCUGAAAACCUUUAAAUUUGUAGAGAAUUUUGAUUUUGGAGAAUUUUUAAAAAAUCCUAUUCAACAAAUAGAUAUUUAGCAGGUGGCUGUCUUCUGAAAGUCCUGCCCUGUUGACGGUUAUUUGGACUAGUUAUCUAUGGUACAAUAUGGAUGAACUGUUUUCAAACAGACCAAACCAUUAUGUUUUUAUACACAAUUGUUAACAUUUAUAAAACCUGUUCUGAACCCCCAAGGCAGUGAGAUAUAAAUCAAAUAAAUAUUGAGGGCUAACUGAUAAUUAUGUCUGGUGGAUUCAUGGUUGGAAAACCAUUGGAAAACCGUACUCAAAAAGUGCUCUUCAGUGGCUCAUCAAACUGGAGGGAGUUUCAAGUAGAGUGCCACAGGGCUCUGUCCUGGGCUGGGUACCAGUGUUGCCUCUAACAGGGAUUCCCAGAUGUUGUUGACUAUACCUCCCAUAAUCCCCAAGCAAAAGCCAUUGCAGAUGGCCUACAAAGCCCCACUACGGUGUGAGUCCAUGAAAUACACCCUUAGAACUGGGGACUUCCUGUUUUACAGCUCAAGCUCUUAGCUACUGCACUUCACUAACAUACAGAUGCACGUUUAUUAUCAAAACAGAUUCUUAUCACAGACAUUUAGCUAAUAUACUUAAAGAAAAAGAUAAAAGGUGGUUUUCCAACAAGUUGGUGUAUGAUUUCCAACAUAUAAAAAGGUCCCAUCAUGAGUUUCUUGCAGGUCAAUAAGAACAUGUUGUAACAUUCCCUCUGAAACAUUACCGCACUACAUUCUACAUCAAAGCGGAUGUAUUAUGGAGAAAAAACUGAUGCCUUCCUGCUGAUUAAACAGAAAUUGUGGCAACACUAUCUUUGUCACAUGGAUAUUUUCCAACCUAAGGGACAAAAUGUAAUGGAAAAGCAAGCAGUGCUUCCCGCCCCAUCCAAAUUAUCUGCUCUAUCACCUCCAAUUCCAACUGUUCCUCCUUCAAAUGUUCAAAACAAAACUCACAAGCCACCACUAUUCCGGCUGUUCAGGCUACCAGAAAAUGUCUAAAAAAUUCCUUCUAAAAAGGACCAAGAUAUGAUUUACAUAUCACUCUGGUAUGUGUGAGCCACAGAGGUAAUACACAGAAUGAGGAGGAAAAUUAAGAUGCACUAUUAUAAUUUAAAAGUAAAAUUGCAUUUUUUUAAAAAAAAAUAACCCAGGAGGCAAAAGUCCAGACUGGGCCUUGGGAUAGUGGUAAAAGCAGAACGCAGUGGUUUUUGACUGGUCCUGUACAAGGACCCAGAACAAUACCUGUUUAUUUACUUAAAGUAUAUAAUUUAAAAGGGGGGAAAGCUGGGGAGGGACACCCAGCCUUGUUUUUAGCUUUUAGCAAUUAGCUCAAAAGGGGAGAGGGACACCCAUCCAAUUCCCCACUCACCCGCCCUGAUUGAUUGGCAACCCUGUAUGGAGGCUCUCUACUGUGAGUCAUGUAACUAAGAGGUAGGGCCAUCCAAAUUAAUAAGAGACAAACAAUUACAUUACUAAGAGAUAGGGUCAUCCAAAUAAAUAAGAGAUGUAUUAAUCAGACAUGUUACUAAGAAGACCAUCCAAAUAAACAAGACAUCUUCCUAGGAGUCAGAACCUAGGAAGAGAACAAUGAGAGUCAUAGGGGUGUCCAGUUUCAAAUGGAGACUAAAAAGAACAUAGGAACAUAGGAAGCUACCAUAUACUGGGUCAGACCAUAGGUCCAUUUAGCUCAGUAUGGUCUACACAGAUUGGCAGCGGCUUCUCCAAGGUUGCAGGCAGGAAUCUCUCUCAGCACUAUCUUGGAGAUGCCAAACUAAUUUGAAUACUUUCCUUUCACUAAUUGAUAAUUACCAUCUCCACAAGUUAGCCCACUUGUGUCUCAAACAUUCAGGUAUCCGCCAUCUUGAAUUGGAGUGGAUGACAUUGUCACAAACUCUACUGUUGUGGUGUCCCUAUGUGACCCUACAACUGUACCAAAUUUGAUCAAAAUCAGGCAGUUCACAAGUUAGCCCACUUCCAGCUCAAAUGUUCACAUAUCCACCAUCUUGGACUAAGAUCACAAACUGCACAGUUGAGGGGUCCCUAUGUGUCCCUACAAAUGUUCCAAAUUUGGUUCAAAUCAGUUAGGCAGUUCAAAGUUAGUGCACUUGUGCCUCAAAGAUUCACAUGUCCGCCAUGUGAACGUUGACUUGGGGUGGAUGACAUCAUCACAAACUACGCUGUUGAGGUGCCUCUGUUUCCCUGCAACUGUACCAAAUUUGGUUCAAAUUGGGCCAGGCACUGCAAAGUUGACAGAGGGAUGGAUGCACCAACAGACACACAAUCUGAUAAGCUUAAGGAAUUUUCUUAAAGAAAGUAGGCUCUAGAAUCCAGCAGCUUUCAUUGAGCUUUUCAAACAUUGUUUGACUGUUGCAGUUUCUCACUGGAUAAAGAUAACUUCUACAAUCAAAUUUAGCACAGCAUGCUUUGCUUAUUAUUGCUUCUGUAAUUUUCAUUAGAUCAAACUUAUUUUUAAAACCAUAUUUGAGAGUUUAAGAUUUAAAAAAUAUUACUUUAAAGACUGAUUUAAUUACUAGAUAUACUUAUUUUUUAUUCCGUGUAUAUGGAUAUGGCAUUAAAGUAAGUUGAUUAGUAUGUAUUAUUUAUGUGCAUCACCAGAUCAACUUUUUAUAGGUU